Molecule: messenger RNA, 984 nt
Organism: Histoplasma capsulatum G186AR
Lineage: Eukaryota; Fungi; Ascomycota; Eurotiomycetes; Onygenales; Ajellomycetaceae
Exons: 4
Coding region: 1-984 (327 amino acids)
Source: RefSeq, a predicted model, not a curated record
AUGACUGAACCAACGACUCCUGCGAAAACCGGCGCGGAGAAAGAUGACGGACUCGGGAAAUAUAUGAAGAGGGUGAAAACCGUAUUGAAGGGUCGGAAUAGAGCAUCUGUCUCGAGCAUGACCGACAUCAUUGGUGAAUCCAGCAAGUCUGGAGAAAAAGCGACAGUUACUUCGUCCAGCAGCAAGCCAGCCGUCACCAGUGCGAGGAAGACUGCGACGUCAGAACCCGUCCAGGUUCACCAAUGGAGCACUCUCCAACAAGAGAAAGCGCGUGUUUUGUUCGCCAAGUACGGAUUGACCUUGGAGCCAGGUGAAUGGAUGUCGAAGCCCGCAGACAGGAACGUGCAGCGGGUUGAGAAACCAGUCCGUAUGAGAAUUCGACGCAACUGUCAUCGCUGCCUCACCACAUUUGGUGCGGACAAAGUGUGCGCUGGCUGCCAACACUUGCGAUGCAAGAAAUGCUUCCGCUAUCCACCUGCGAAACCCAAAGAAGAAUGCCAUGAGAAGGACAAGUCCAAGGCUACGGGUUCGUCCAAGAAGCCUGUUCUUACGAUUCCUUCACGCACGGGAGGUCAAGAUCUCGUGCGGAAACCGAUCAGACAGCGAGUGCGUCGCACCUGUCAUCGUUGCCAGGCCCUGUUCGUUGGCGAUGCAACCGUGUGCGGAGAAUGCGAGCACAUUCGGUGCAAGAAGUGUCCUCGAGAUCCACCGAAACUGAAGAAAUAUCCUGACGGUUACCCUGGGGAUGUAGAUCCACCUUUUGAGCGUCAAGAACGCGUAUGGCGGAAACCGAGACGACGGGUAAGGUGGACAUGCCACAGUUGCUCGAAACUGUUCCAAUCCGGAGACAGAAUCUGUUCAAGUUGUCAGCAUGAGCGGUGCGCGGAUUGUAUCAGGGACCCACCGAAGAAAAUCAAACCUGAGCCCGAUCCUGAACUUCUUCGACGAGUGGAAGAGCGGCUCGCUAAAGUAACGAUUUCGUAG